Molecule: messenger RNA, 8488 nt
Organism: Calliphora vicina (urban bluebottle blowfly)
Lineage: Eukaryota; Metazoa; Arthropoda; Insecta; Diptera; Calliphoridae
Gene: htk
Product: hat-trick
Exons: 5
Coding region: 397-8025 (2542 amino acids)
Biological process (GO): regulation of transcription by RNA polymerase II
Cellular component (GO): nucleus
Molecular function (GO): transcription cis-regulatory region binding
Source: RefSeq, a predicted model, not a curated record
AGAAAAACGCAGUAGUUAAAAGUGAAAAUUUUUCUUAUUCGUGCGCCAAAAUUAAACAAUUUUCCAAAUAAAUUCUAAUAAACAAAUACAAAUAAUGCAAAGUUUGUUCAAAACAAAAGAAAAAUAUUCAUACGUUCAACUAAUUGUUUAAAGAAUAUAGAAAAAUAACGCGUAUACAGAAAUAUUAAAGCCUCCCGCAUCAAAAGGCGUAACAAAACAAAGUCACAGUCAGAAAAAAAAAUAUUUUUUAGUCUAUAAAAAAGCUAAAGAACUUUGUUAAAUUUAGAAUUUCACCAAGAAAAUCCGUAUUUUUUUGGAGGAAAUGUUUAAUAAUUUAUUGCAAAAGUGGCGUUUGUAAGCGAUAAUUUAAGUUUUGAACGAUAUUUUCUUCAGAAAAUGCAGCAAGUGGACGAUCCACCCUAUCUCCAAGUGGGCACGGAGGUUAGUGCCAAAUACAAGGGAGCCUUUUGUGAAGCUAAAGUCAGUGAAGUUGUACGUAAUAUAAAAGUUAAGGUUGCCUACAAACAGGGCCUUGGCUCUGGCGUUGUUUCGGACGACGACAUCAAAGCCUCUCCGGGCCAAUUAAGAGUUGGUGCUGUGGUCGAAGUUCGUCAUCCAGAUCGUAAAGAUUAUGUGGAGGCCACAGUCACCAAAAUACAAGAUUGUUCUCAGUAUACGGUGGUUUUCGAUGAUGGCGACAUCACCACAUUGCGUCGUACCGCCUUGUGCAUCAAGAGUGGGCGUCAUUUCAACGAGAGUGAGACUUUGGAUCAGCUGCCUCUAACGCAUCCAGAACAUUUUGGAAAUCCUGUGGUGGGAGGUCGUCGCGGUAGGCGUCGUGGUCAAAUGAACGAUGACAGCUCGGAUGAGGAUGAUGAAAGCGAUGCUAAGGAAGUAGUCAACGAGAAGGAGGAGCAUAUUGGGAAGGUCGUUUGUGUUGAAACAGAAUCGAAGAAGAAGGAUAAAGAGAAAUGGUUUCCGGGUUUAGUGGUGGCUCCCACUGCUCAGGCUACUGUGCGCAUACGUGUUAAAGAUGAAUAUUUGGUGCGUUCUUUUAAAGAUGGUCGCUACUAUACGGUGCCAAAAAAGGAGGCCACAGAGUUUACUCGGGAAGCGGCCGCGAAACAGGAUGGGCCGGCAGUACAGGCUGCCUUGGAGUACUUAGAUAGUGAUGUCUUGCCUCCUCACUGGGAUCGUGAUGCUUUGUUUGGUCUCAGCAACUCUUCGAGUGAAAACGAAGAUGAAAUUGAUUCAGACUCCUCGGAUGAUGAGCCUCGCGAGGAAAAAGAUCGUUUUGUGGCUCAACUCUAUAAGUACAUGGACGAUCGAGGUACUCCACUCAACAAAGUACCCUCUAUACAAAACAAAGAUGUAGACCUCUAUCGUUUGUUUCGUGCUGUACAGAAGAGGGGCGGUUACAAUCGAGUAACAUCGCAAAAUCAAUGGAAAUCUAUUGCAGUACGCCUGGGCUUUGCUCCAGUUACUGUCAGCAUUACCAAUUUGGUGAAACAGGCCUUUAAGAAAUUUCUGCAGCCCUAUGGAGAGUUUCAUCGUAAAUUGGGCUGUUCCAUGUUAAUGUCACCGCGAAAUUCCAAUCGCAGUAAAGGGCGUAGUUUGGUACGUGCCAACUCGGUGGCUUCACCCAAGCCACAAGAUGUCAAUAAAGAAGUCUCCACACCCAUUUCAAAACUAGCCACAACUUCAACCAGCAGUUCAUCAUUAGCUCUGGCCUCCAUUACCUCUUCAUCGGCGGCGGCCAACACCUCCCUUACCGAAGAAUCAGAAAAUACUAGUGAAUCUAGUAGUCAGGAAACUGUGCAAAAGAAUAAACGAAAAUCUUCGUUGGGUGGUGCCUCCACGUCGUCAACUAAAGUCAAAAGUUUAGUGGAGAAAUAUGAAGAGAAAACGGUUAAAGAUAAAGAUGAUGGUGACGUUCCUUUGUCCAAGAUAAAAGCGGCUGCUGCCAACAAAGAACGGGAAAGGGAAGAUGCUAAGGAAAAAGAACGUGAAAAGGAGCGCGAAAGGGAGAGAGAAAGGGAAAAGGAACGUGAGAGAGAAAGAGAACGCGAAAAAGAGAAGGAAAAGGAAAAAGAACGCGAAAGGGAAAGGGAAAAGGAAAGAGAAAAGGAGAAGGAAAAAGAGAGAGAACGUGAAAAGGAGCGCGAGAAGGAAAAAGAAAAGGAACGCGAAAGAGAACAGCGUGAACGUGAAAGGGAACGAGAAAAGGAGAAAGAAAAAGAAAGUGGCGGUUCUAAGGAUUCUUCGGGACAAGUAACUCGGGAUUCAUCACCAUCUGGAUCAAAUAUUUCCAACAAGAAGGACAAAACGCAACGCAAGCAAUCAUCUCAGAAUGAUGAUAAACGCAGCAAACGUCGUAAAGAUGAAAUUGUUGUGGAAAAGAUUGAUACUGGUGAUUUUGUGGUAGAAACUGGCGAUAAACUGAAAGUGUAUUAUCACGAAAAGAAGGUGACAUACGAGGCCAAGGUUAUAGAAAUCACUUUGCAACGUGGCACACCCAUGUAUUUGGUUCAUUACACUGGCUGGAACAAUCGUUACGAUGAAUGGGUGCCAAGAGAACGUAUUGCCGAAAAUCUAACCAAAGGCUCGAAAUUUAAGGGUGGCGGUAGAGCAUCUAGUUCUAGCGAAAAAUCUAAAGAAAAUCCACCGAAACCACCUUCGGCAGCUUCGUUGGCAUCCACUCCAGCUGGUUCGGCAGCAAAUAGUGCUGGCUCGUCUACAUCGUCGUCGACACAACAGCAGUCAAUAUCGACCUCUAAAACACCUAAUGCAGCUGGUAAGCGUGGCAGAGGACGUAGUGAUUCCAUGCCACCCAGAUCAACUACACCUUCAUCAGUGGCUUCGAAUUCUAGUCGUACUAAAUCACCCGCCACUUCUUCGGCUUUGAAAAAACGUCCUCAGCGACAAACACCCAAUUCGGCGAGAAGAACAUCGGCCAAUGUUUCAGACGUUUCUAUAGCCACCGAAGAAGAGUCGGACACGGAUUCUGAUGAGCCUGUCAAGAGACCCACCAUACGCAAUAUGAAAGAAUCUGCAAAGGGUGUAAAGUCUCCAGCAAAAUCCAAAAUGUCCAUAUCUGCACCCAACAGUCAGUCAGAUACAGACGAUCAGGAUGAUGAUGAUGACGAUGAUGAUGAAGAAGAAGAUUUGCCAAGUACCAGCAAGUCAUUGGUACAACGCAAAGGUCGUGAUUAUGAUCUUAAUCAAAUACGUUCUGAACUAAAGGGUUUCCAGAGUAUAAAAACAUCAAUUGAAAAUGAGGAUUCUGUAAAAGAAACUAAAGACAGUAAGGAAUCUAGCAAUCUUGGCAAAAUCAAAACGGAAAAGUCAGAGUUUGAUAUGAAGUCAUCAGCAAACACUUCAAACUCUUCGCUUAACCUCAAAGAAGAAUGCAAACGGGAGCCUAAAGAUGAGCCACGAAAGCGUUCUUCUACAGAAAUGUCCUCGGAAACCGAUUCGUUUGGCGACGAUGAGUCCCAAUCAUCUGAUAAAACUACUCAACUCGAAAACAUGAGAAAGAAAUUCCAGCAAAUUAUAAAUGCCGAAAAAUUAAGAUCAUUAGAUAAAUCUCAGUUGUCUAGUAAGUCGGCCACAUCGUUGGGUAAUACAAGAGUGGUGGAGAAAAUUAUAAAAGAAAGGGAAUCGGAAAAAAGACAGGAAACCUUAAAGGCAAAACCUUUUAUAAAAGAGGAAACUAAGUCUUCUAUAGGUGUCAUAAAUAUCAAACAGGAACCAGAUUUGAAAACUGAAUCAACCCCACUCAAGGAAGAGGAAAAGAAGCCCUUGUUAAACACAACAACUGAGACCAAAACAGUUAUAUUACAACCAACUAGAUUCCCCGCUUCGGCUACUUCAUCCUCAACCUUAAGCAUGCCCAGUAAAUAUACAUCAGUUAUAGUGGAAAAACCAUUGUCGGUGGCUAAAAAAUUGGAAACUUCUUUUGGCAAAAAACUAGAAACACCCAAAAAGGGUUCUUUGACAGAAUCUUUAUUAGCACAUUCACAAUCGUCUAAAAAGUUUAUUGAGCCCAACAACCACAAAGAAAUUCUUAAAGUUGAGCCUCCAGCCGCCUGUUCUCCCUCAUCAACUUCAUCGACAUCUUCUUCCACAUCUUCGUCAUCAAAUACAUCUUCUUCGUCUGGUUCUAGAUUUUUACCGGACAUGAGUAAACUGGACAUAUCAGGUAGUUCUUCGUCUACUUCAACUUCCCUAUCCUCACCCUCCACCACCUCCACAUCUUCUACUUCGUAUGCCAGCGCAUGUGCAAAGGAAACAAAAGUUUCUACGUCCUUAAUAAAUAAGCCAAAUUCACCGGAUAUUUACGAAUUCAAGGACAAUGAACCGUUUGAGUUUGAAAUACGCAAAUCUCCCAUGGUCCAAUCCAAUACAUCUUCUGUUAUAACUGCCAAUUUAGGAGCUGCAACCACCUCCAGUAAUUCUAUAACACAACGUAAUAAAUCCGCUGGUAAAUCGGAUCAUCACUCCUCCUUGGGAGCAAAUCCCAUGUCGGCUUUGGUCAAUCGUAAGAAACGUGGUUCACCCAUGAAAGAAUCCGUUAUAGAAAAAGCGAAACUAUUGAAAAUGGAGGAGAAGGCAACCACUCCCAGUCCUCUGGUAGCGGAUGCCAAAUUAGUGCACCAUUCAACAACCUCCACCGCAACUACAAUCACUGGGACCACUUCCAGCCAAAUUAAGAUGCAAAUGUCUGCACAAACUAAAACUACAGUUGGUGGUACAGCUAUGCAUGCUCCAGCUUUGCCAAAAUCUAUACCACCCAGCAAUACUCCAGCCUCAUCAGUUUCCUCUUUGUUGGCACCCGUAAUAACACCACAAAAACAACCAGGAGACAAUUCAGCAUUCGAUACUUUACGAAAAUCUCCCAGUUUUAACUUGAACAUAAAUGCCUUGAAUGAAGAAUUAGCGCAAACAGUUCAAGAAACUACCAGAGCCUUAACGGAUGCCCUACAAUCGCCACAACCCCCAGUCGUUUUAAACAAUCCUACUGAAAUCACACCCACUAAGACAAUACCCGAAAAGUCGUCUGUCUUGCCUUCUUCGGGUGUAGUGAGUGCACACACUACUGCAUCCUUACCAGCUAAUACAAAUGUUCAAUCACUUGUAGCCUCUCCGAAAUUGUCGACACCUCCUAGCACUGCUACGGCUCCUACCGCAAAACCACAAGUUGGUAGUCCAUUCAUAGAAACUCGUAGCGUAUUUGAGUUGUCAUUUGGUGCUGGAUCCAGUAGCAGAGAAAAUAAAUUUGAAUUGGAGAAUGCUAAAGUAAUGCUGUCGGCUACGGGCGGAGCCUUCGAUUUUGAUCCUUCCAAAUUGGAAACAAAACCACCCACAUCAUCCAUAGCAGAUAAAGUUUUGAAGGCCAUAUCCCAAAAGAAAGAGGAAGAAGAGAAUAAAAAACAAGAAGCUGCUGCCGGACAAAAUAAAGAUAAAGAAACAACAGACACAAAAGAGGACAAACCUGUAACAUCCAUUAAUUUAGGACUUUCCGCUCUACCGUCCUUGUUAACAUCCAGUUUAAAUUCUACAUCAACCAUUAAGUCUUCGUUGGAAUCUUUAACACAAACAAAUCCAUUUAACACGUCCUCUGCCUCUCUGCUGAGUGAACCAUUGAAAAUAAAUACGGAUAUAACUUCAUCGAGCGGCUUGCUAAGUGGUCCUCUUAACACAUUCUUAGCCAAUAAGCGUACACCGUUGACUUCUCCCGAACCUAAAAUGGGUAUUUUAGAAUCAAUGGGCGGCACCAAAAAUCAGCUAUCGGAGACUAUACAGAAAUUAGAAUGUGCCAUACAAAGACGCACACCAGUCACUAGUCAUCCAGUGACUCCAACCACUCCACUAUCAUCAACCAACCCCGAAACCUUCUCGGAUGAUACCAACGACAGUACCGACUCUGAACGUAGACUUGUUAUUGAAGAUGUGGCUGAUGACUCAGGAGCCACUACCACACCGGUAGAACAAAAACCAAGUCCCGUAUUACUGGGACCAGAAUCAUGCAAACCCUCUGCUUCGGCCGUUAAACUUGAAACCACCAUGGGUUCAGCCAAAGUAGCAUAUGCCACACAUCAUGAUAUUCCAGCUCCUAUUCCCAUAAAAGCGGUUACAUCUUCCACUUUGGCUAGAAAUCCCCUGACACCUUCUGUAGUCACCACCACUACUACAUCCUCGAAUUUGAUUAGUGUAACGCCCAACAGUGCACUGGUAAGUAGUAAAAUACCAACUCAAAACACCGCUGCAGUUGUAUAUCAAAAUGCUCCCAAGCCCGUUAUACAAGCAAAUCCUCAGCAAACUUUGGCAUCAAGCACUAUUACACAAACUAUACAGAAAUCUGUGUUAAUCAUGCCAACAGCAGGUGCUCAAAAUCAAACCCAAAUUGCUGGCGACAAGAAACACGAGGUGACUUCGCACUUGGGACAAAUAACAGGCGGCGGUGGUAGUGGGUCAAAUGUUUCAACGCCCCACAAACUAGCAACGAGUUCUGUACGUCCCUCAAACCCGACGGUUACGGCUUCAGCAGGGGUUCCUAUUGUUUUGCCAGAUAUUCCGGCUUCAGUGGUUGUUGCCUCCACAGCUGUGCCCUCGGUUAUGGCUGCAGCACAGGCGGCUGCUGCUGCCCUACAAACUCCCAAACAAACGCCACAAAAACAAACACAUCAAAUUGUUGUCUCACAAGCUCAACAGUCUUUAGCUGCUACAAUUACAAAAUCAAAUUUAGUAACGACUACAUCAACAUUGCAUCCAAAUCCAACACAAUCACUCAUCCCCACACCAUCCCCACUUCAAGCCUCUAAUCCUACAGCAUUUGUGUCGACGGCAAAAACAUUUGAAAACUCCACAACCAUACGACACAUACAACCAAAUCUUAAACCCAUCACAACAUCCGGCCUUAUACAAACACCUUCGAAGGGCGGCUUUCAACCACUGUCGGCACCCACAAAUCCCACACCAGCGCCCACUUCAACAUCUGGAUUUUAUCUGGAUCCACGAACAGAAUUACGACCAGAUGAUGGUCUUAAGCCUUUGGGUGAUAUACCGAAACCUUCAAAUCUGCCAUUAAUAAAUCCAAUGAUCCAUACAAAUCUUACAACUAAAGAAAUAGCACCACCACCUCCUUCCACUACUCUGGCAGCCGUGGCCUCGACUUCGUCUGCAGUGGAAUCAACAUCAGCCGCACUACCUGAUGCUCACAAUGAUUCCAUAAUUCAACUGAGAUGCGAGGAAACCAUACCGGGUAGCCCGGCUUCGGUUAUAACAGGUCGUGAAGACUCUCAAGAGAGAACAGCCACUUCAUUAAUGCCUGACUCAAAUGUGGCCGCUGAUAAAGACUUUUCUACUAUACAAUCUAACAAAUCCUUGCCCACUGGCUCUUUAGCAGCUGCUACAGCGGUAACAAUAUCAGCUACCACAACUGCAACAGCUACUACCAGUAGUUCACCAAACGAUUCGUGUAGUCAAGAAGAUGAGUCCAGUGAAGACUUGAAAAAAUCUGUAGAUGUAGAAAAUGAAGUGUCGCCACGUAAACGUAGACGUCCACGUAAACAGACCGAAAAUAGCUCGUUGACAACAGAUCAGCAGCCGCAGCAAACACAUCAUCAACAUUCAAAGAGACGGAGACAGUUGCCUUGCAAUAAAAAGAAUACAGCUGGUUCUGAUAGUGAUGACAAUUCCGAUAAUGUUUCCCAACGUAGUACUCACCACGCAACUCGACAUCAGCAACACAAUUUAUCGCAACCGCAAACACAACCAUCAACUACAACACCUGGUUCUAAACCGUGUCCCUACAAUUUCCUAGUGCAAUUGGAUCCGUCUCUUACUCCCGAUCAAUGCAUAGCAAUUUUAUUGAAACAAAUCCAAGAUUUACGUAAAACUUACAACAUAAUCAAAACUGAUUUGGCCAGUAUCGAUAGAAGACGCAAAAAAUUACGGCGACGCGAGCGUGAAAAGAAACAGCAACAAUUGCAAAAUCAACAACAAAUGAAAGUUGGUUCAUAAAGAUAUUCCUCAAGUAAACAAUUGUAGCAUUUCAUAAAAUUACAUAAAUACAUACAUUCAUAUGUAUUUCUAUUAUUUUUGUCGAAUUUCAGCAAUAUCCUUAAUGUAAAAAUUGAUUCGUACAUAAUUGUAGUUUUGAAAUUUUAUCUUUAUAUAUGAGUUUAGUUUUGUAUUUAGAAUUCCUAAAAGCAUAGGAAUGGAAUAUCUCUUAAAUGAUUUGAAAAGAAAAAAAAAUUUCUUGUUUUAAUUUUACUAUUCUAAGAAAAUAAGUUAUUGUCAAUAUGCAUUAAAGCAAAUAUAUAAUUACUUUAAAUAUAUAUGUAUGUAUACAUAAAUAAUCUGUAAAAUUUACAUCAUAAAAUUUAUAAAUAAAGAAAACACUCAGAUUUUAACCUUUAUUGUGAAUAUAUGAUUAUUAUACAUAUUUGAAAUAAAUAAAGAAAAUCAUUUAUUAAAAAAACAA